This is a messenger RNA of Neltuma alba, 1569 nucleotides long. RefSeq names its product probable trehalose-phosphate phosphatase J. Gene Ontology annotation, molecular function: trehalose-phosphatase activity. NCBI's taxonomy places the organism in Eukaryota, Viridiplantae, Streptophyta, Magnoliopsida, Fabales, Fabaceae. The transcript has 12 exons. Gene Ontology annotation, biological process: trehalose biosynthetic process. Bases 115 to 1251 code for a protein of 378 amino acids. The record is from RefSeq and is a predicted model, not a curated record.
UCACUCACUCAAUAUCUCCCUUCUUCGACCUCUUCUUGCUCUCUCUCUCUCUUCACACACUUUAAAAUCACCAUUAUAUUCCUCUAUAUAUCUUCCCCUCCAAUCUUUAGAGAUAUGACGCAGCAGAAUGUGAUGGUCUCUGAUGCCAAUUCCAGAAUCAACCUGGCUUUCACCGCCGCCGCCGUCUCUAACUCCUUCAAUUUCACCACCGCACCUCACAAGCCCCCCGCACCACUCGGCGGCGGCUUCAUCUCCAUUUCAAGGAAGAAGUUCUUGAAGACCCUCGACAUCAGUGGAGCCGCCAAAAUUAAUUCCUGGGUUGACUCCAUGCGGGCCUCUUCCCCUACACACCGCUCCACCACUCUCACCACCUCUCCUUUUGACCCAGAACGCAACUCUUGGAUCCUUCAUCACCCAUCUGCAUUAGACAUGUUUGAGCAAAUCAUCGACGCUUCCAGAGGAAAGCAAAUAGUUGUGUUUCUCGACUACGAUGGGACGCUCUCGCCUAUCGUUGACGACCCUGAUCGAGCUUUCAUGUCCAAUGGGAUGAGGAAGACGGUGAGAAACCUUGCCAGGUGUUUUCCCACCGCUAUAGUUAGCGGCAGAUGCAGAGACAAGGUGUACAACUUUGUUCGCUUGGCAGAGCUAUAUUAUGCAGGAAGCCAUGGGAUGGACAUUAAAGGCCCGACCAAAAUCUCUAAAUACAAUAAAGACAGUAAAGCGAUUCUGUUUCAGCCUGCCUGUGAAUUUUUACCCAUGAUAGAUAAGGUGUAUCAAUUGUUACUUGAGAAAACAAGCUCAACUCCUGGAGCUAAAGUGGAGAACAAUAAGUUCUGUGUCUCUGUUCAUUUUCGCCGUGUUGAUGAAAAGAAAUGGAGCGAACUGGCAAACCAGGUUAGAUCGGUGUUAAAGGAAUACCCCAAGCUUCGUCUUACUCAAGGAAGGAAGGUACUUGAGAUUCGUCCCCCCAUUAAAUGGGACAAAGGAGAGGCCUUGGAAUUUUUGUUAGAGUCACUUGGAUUUGCCAACUGUGCAGACGUGUUUCCUGUUUACAUUGGAGACGAUCGAUCCGAUGAAGAUGCAUUCAAGAAACUGAGAGAGAGAGGACAAGGGUAUGGCAUUCUUGUCUCCAAAUUUCCGAAAGAUACGAGUGCAUCUUACUCUUUACAAGAACCCGACGAGGUGAUGGAUUUUCUUCAGCGAUUAGUGGAGUGGAAAAGAGUUUCGGUGCGAGCUCGUUCCAGGGUGUAAAUGACAUAAAUGUAAAUGUCUACCCUGCCAAAAAAAAAGCUCAGGGUGGUAGGAUAUGGUAUAGGACACUUGUUAAUUUUUGUUCAGCUAAGAGGAACAAGACAAAUAUGUAAGGAUCGAUAAAGCAAAAGCCGAAGAAAGACACAAGUGUCUUUCUUAGUUUAGAUGUGACCAGCUAGCCAAGUACAGGAGGAACAUAUAUAUAUAUAUAUAUAUAUAUAUCAUUAAUUAUGUCAUUGUGUAACUUCAGAAGUUCAGAUAUAUCUGUCUACCUAAGUCUUAAAGCAUUAAUUGGAUCGAGCUGCUGCUUUAUUUAUA